UCCAAAUCUGUGGUUUGGAAUGCCUAAAUUCUUCUCUUCCAGAAUCGGGUUAUACAGCUACUAACCAUCAGCCAAACGUAAACCGGACCCUAAUGUUUGGUUUUAUAAAAUAAAGACCACUAGAUAGAGACUAAAAAAAGAAGAUGUGUUACACCACACGUGCACCGCUCAGCUAAACGGGUUUUAGUUUUUAGAUUUCGAUUUUUUUAGUUUGAAAAAAUAUAAUAUCUGAAAAUAUCAAGAAAUGAAGCUUAUGGAUGACUACGAAAGAAUAAGACUACUAAUUAAUAUUUUUAUGACCCAUAAUCUAACCAAAACCAACAAAUCUGUAAAUUUACAUAAGUUCGUCAGGGAUGUUCAGGAGACAUUUAGAAACAAAGGUCAUAUUUUUUCGGAGAAGGAAAUAUUAUUAACAUGGAAAGAGUUACUAGAAGAAUAUUAUUAUUAUAAAGAAAAUUUUUCGGCUGAAGAUGCAAAGCAGGCUUGGAACUUAUUUGAUUUGAUGGAUAACUGCUUUGAUCAAAAAAGAUCAGAAAAAUUUAAUUCACACUUAAUAUUUUUCCUUAUCGAUUGUAUGACUAACCAUAGAGAUUCUUUGGCAAAGUAUGGACUUACACAAGAGGUUUUAGAAUCUAUAGAGCAAGAAUUUAAAGAAUUGGGAAACAAUAACAUAAACCAAAAAGAUAUUUAUACCCAAUGGGAACUUCUAAAACAGUCUUACAGAGAAAGUAGGCAACUUAUGAAACAAAGAUGUCAAAAUCAACAGUUCAAUGAAUAUUUUGAAGCGAUGAGAAUAUUCUACCAAAGUCCCGAAUUUUUAAUGCAUAAGCAAUACCACAGCCCCUUGAAAAGGAGAAAUACUAAUAAAGAUGACAAUGAUAACAGAUCUAAAAAAGUUAAUGAAUCAAAGACAUUUAAUUCCACAAUGCGUUACAAAUUGCUUGCAUGUAUAAAAAACAAAAAAAGUGAAUUGGGAUUUAAUAAGGAAUUAAGUCCAACACUUUUAACUCACAUAGUAGAUGAAUUCCAAAAAUUUGGUUAUCAUCUAACAACAGAAAUCAUUUGUAAUGAGUGGAAUGAUUUAUAUUACAGAUAUGAGCUCUUGAAAUCAAGUGAUGACCCAUACCAUUGGAAGUACUUCAGUGAUGUCAACAAUAUCUGCCAUUCUUCAGAAUCUGUUGUAGUGGAGAACAUCGAAACCAACCCAGUAUCAGAUAUAGAAAACAACAUUUUAGAUAAAUACUCCAAAAGGUUUACAGAAAUGCCGGAAUUGCGGGAUUUGAUGUUGGAAAAUAAUCUUUCUGGGGAAGAAGUUAAUUACUUGUUAAAUUUCAAUGAUACGUGAUAGAGGUAAUGCUUUUAACAACUCAAUUUUUGUACAAGAUUUGAGUCUAGUUUUUUGUCUGUUUGAAUUACUUAAAAGACAAAUCGGAAACAAUUCUUGUACUAGGAUUGGGUAUAAAUAAUGAAAAAUGUCGAAUAUUGCAUUUUGCUAAGUACACAAUGUUUUGGUAGAAGAAAUAGUAUGUUGAUUUUGUUAUUGUAGAACUUGAAGUUCCAGUUACGUUUUUUAAGAGGGCCGUGCCCAUUUUUGUUUUCUUAUUAAAUAAAACGUUCUAAAAAAAAUGUUUUAAACUUUAUCCUCGAACCAGUUCUGUCUACGAACAUUCCCUAUACCCUAAUUUUUGUACGUAGUUUUAUGAUUGCCCAUUUUACUAAACGGAAUUAAAAUUGUCA
Molecule: messenger RNA, 1737 nt
Organism: Psylliodes chrysocephalus
Lineage: Eukaryota; Metazoa; Arthropoda; Insecta; Coleoptera; Chrysomelidae
Source: the annotation of a GenBank genome assembly